AUGGAUACACUGUUAACCGCAGAGAUCGUUGCCAAUUCUCCGCGAUUCCGCCGCAAAUCGUCUACUUUCGUCGAUGCCAUUCACGAUCUACCUGAAAAGGCGGACCUCGCACCAGCUCAGCUAUACAGCACGGAAUCUGGCCGUCUUUUCCAUUCAGGUCGAAUUGUCAUCAUCACCGUUGGCCUACCAGCGAGAGGGAAAACGCAUAUAUCUGUGGCUUUAGCACGAUAUCUUCGAUGGCUCGGUGUCAAGACCAGAAUCUUUCACCUAGGAGACUACAGACGCGCUACUAUUCCUUUUGGUGAAGACAUGCCAGACGAUUACUUCUAUGUCAACGCAUCGGCAUCAUCGGUACUCCUGAGGCAAAAGAUAGUGAGAAAAUGCCGCGAGGAUAUCUAUCACUUCCUGAACCAUGAGAAUGGUCAAAUCGCGAUAUACGACGCUGUUAACCCCUUGGCUGCUGGUAGAAGGUCUUUGGCUAAGGAGUUCGCGAAGCACGAUAUUGAGACCUUGUUCAUAGAAUCAUGGUGUGAUGAUGAACGGAUCAUCGAGGAGAACGUCCGUAGGGUUAAGAUUUCUUCACCGGACUAUGUAGGCUGGUCCUCGGAGGAUGCAGUGAAGCACUAUUUGACUCGGAUAUCUUCUCGUAUCCCACAAUUCCAGACAAUGGAGGAGAAGGACUUGAAUUACAUCAAGAUGAUGAAUGCCGGUGAAAGAUUGAUCGUCAAUAACUGUAGCUUCGGAUACCUCUCGCACCGAAUUGUUUUCUACCUUACCAAUCUUCAUAUCAAAUCCAGACAUACGUACUUCGCACGGGCAGGUGUCUCGCACGAAGCAAAUUACAAGUCGGACUCGUCCUUGUCGGAACAAGGUGAAGAGUAUGCAACGAAGAUGACUGAAUUUUUGCUACGGCAUCGGGAGACCGAAAAGCAGGAGAUGCUUGACCGGGGAGAGCAAAGCUAUGAAUUGAAACCAUUGACCGUAUGGACAUCUACAAGACGCCGAACAAUCGAGACCGCCAAAUAUUUGCAUGAGAGUGGUUACAAGGUGCGACAGAGGUCGCAAAUGAGUCAGCUCAACCCAGGCGUGUGCGAGAGUAUGAGCGAGGGGAAAAUACGCCUAGAAUAUCCAGAGGAGGUGGCUAAACACGACCUUGACCCCUACCAUCACCGGUAUCCUCGUGCAGAGUCAUAUCAUGACCUAGCUGUGCGUCUCGAGCCUAUCAUUUUGGAACUUGAGCGUGAACAAAAUGAUCUCCUCAUCAUUGCGCAUGAAAGUGUGUUGAGAGUACUGUACGGAUAUCUUAUGGCAUGCAACGCUGCAGACAUUCCAUUUUUGGAGUUCCCUCGAGAUGAAAUUAUUGAGAUAAUCCCCGAGAGUUACCAGAAUGAGGCGCGAAGGAUCCAUAUUCCCGGUCUUCCACAAGAGAUUAUCCCAGGAUCGCCGCAAGACCUCAAGAUCCCAGUCCCUCCUAGCGGUAUUACCACCCCCAUGGCCGGUGGUGGAUUGGGAAGCCCGCAAGAGGGGCUAGCCACGCCACAGAACGGGCUGCGGACACCACGCGAGCCGGAAAGAAUCACACAGCAACACGGCGUAGUCUCCAUGGUGUCCAUCACAACCGACUAUAUCAGCGCUGGGGGAAACCGGCACCCGGCCGCCGCCGACUGGGACGUUCAGUCGGGCGUGCUCGCCUUUGGUGCGGACCAGAAUGUGGCCUUGUGGGACCCAAGAGAAAAUUCUCAACGCGGGGUCCAUUCUCUCCUCGUCGGACAUACCGACAAGGUCAGCGCAGUCAGAUUCUACACAUGUCCAUCGACAGGCACGAAACUCCUCGUUACCGGAUCGGUAGAUCGCACCGUUCGGAUAUGGCGAUCCAGCACAACGGACGGGUGCCAAUUUGUACUUGCACAGACUCUUGAGGGACAUACGGGCUCAGUAAAUGCGGUUGCGGUGGCCGAUGGCACGAAUACUAUCGCAUCGGGGGCAGCGGAUGGAAGCGUGCGAGUGUGGAGAAUUUCUGUCGACGAAGGCACAGGUGCGGAAUUGGUCCAGAGCAUAACUAUGAAGCCGCGAUUUUUCCCCAUGACCCUAUCAUUAAGCCGACUCCAGACCGACGGGAAGCAGGGGCCUGUUGUGUUGGCGGUUGCAGGAACCACGAACAUUGUGCAGAUAUUCGUUUCUGAGAACACGGCAACGGAUCUUGAGUUUGAACUUUGCGCAACACUAUCGGGCCAUGAGGCGUGGGUGAGAUCGCUUUCUUUCACAAAUGACAAGCAGAGCAAGACGGGCGAUCUUCUGCUGGCGUCAGCUAGUCAGGACAAAUACAUUCGACUUUGGCGAGUACAUCGCGGAGAAGCCGCACCGGCUGCACCGACAGACGAGACAGACCCUAUGUUGGGAGGAAUGGAACCUACAUUGACGAACAAAGCCUAUGAAUUUGAGGCAUCGGGAUCUAAAUAUACGAUCACCUUUGAAGCGCUUCUUUUCGGAAAUGAGGACUGGAUCUACACCACAACAUGGAAUCCUAACCCGGAGCGACAGCAGCUUCUCGCUGCAUCAGCAGAUAAUACCCUGACUAUCUGGGAGCAAGACUCUGUCUCUGGUGUCUGGGUUUCGAUGGAGCGCAUGGGGGAGAUUAGCGUGCAGAAGGGUUCUACGACGGCCACUGGCAGUACAGGUGGGUUCUGGAUUGGUUUGUGGUCGCCAGAUGGUAAGCAGGUUGUAAGCUUGGGCCGAACAGGUAGCUGGAGGUCGUGGGGGUAUGAUGCAGACGUCGAUAUCUGGGUCCAAACGUUGGGAAUCUCCGGCCAUGUACGAUCAGUCAAUGGUAUACGGUGGGAACCGUCUGGUGGAUAUCUUCUCUCGACAAGUGCGGAUCAGACCACACGUCUCCAUGCGCAAUGGUUGCGCGAACAGCUAGAAUCAUGGCAUGAAUUUGCAAGGCCACAAAUUCAUGGUUAUGAUCUGAAUUGUGUGGACGUUCUGGGUUCUGCGAGAUUUGUCUCUGGUGCAGACGAAAAACUUCUACGAGUGUUCAACGAGCCCAAGCAGAUUGCUCAACUCCUUGAGAAACUUUCUGGAUUUCAGCAAUCAACCGAGGAAACGCUUCCAGACACUGCGCAAAUGCCAGUACUCGGACUUUCGAACCAGGCGACUAAUGAAGAGACCCCGUUGGAAGAAGAAGAUGAGAAUAGUGCACAGGCUGGACAAGUCCAGGCCAGCUUAGCUGAGUCAAACGAACCUCCUCUUGAAGACCAGCUAGCUCGCUACACUCUAUGGCCCGAGCACGAGAAAUUGUACGGCCAUGGCUACGAAAUAUCCGCGGUUUCUGCCAGCCAUGACCACACAUUGAUUGCCACUGCCUGCAAGGCCAGCUCUCUGGACCAUGCCGUGAUACGUUUGUAUGAUACAUCGGACUGGCAUGAGAUCCGACCUCCUCUUACUGCACAUUCGUUGACGAUAACGAGCCUCUGUUUCUCCGGCGAUGAUCGGUAUCUUGUCAGUGUUGGACGAGACCGCCAAUGGGCCGUUUUCCAACGAAACGAACAAGAGCUGCCUUCUUUCUCGCUUCUGCAAUCCAAUCCCAAGGGACACUCUAGGAUGAUACUAGACACGUCAUGGGCACCCAUGACAGAUAAACCCGUCUUUGCAACAGCAGGUCGUGAUAAAUCUGUGAAGAUCUGGAGAAUGGAAGAAGGAUCUUUCGUCUGUCAAUCGACUAUCUUCCUGCAAAGCUCCGUUACUGCCAUCUCUUUCCUCCCAGCUGUCCAGGAUGGCUCGCUUCUCCUCGCUAUGGGUGAGGACAGUGGUGAAUUAUCAGUGUACCAGGUUGAGGUUGAGAGCCUCGACGCCAAGCACCUGGUAACGAUAGAUAAGUCCGUGUCUCCUUCGAAGACAAUCACCCAGCUCUCCUGGCGGCCUACUUCUCGGACAGAUAUGUCCAAAUUCGAGCUUGCGGUUGCAAGUGAAGACACUUCAACGCGGAUAUAUGCCAUCUCGAAUGUGUUUGCAUGA
Aspergillus ruber CBS 135680 is the source of this 4014-nucleotide messenger RNA. Its product is annotated as 6PF2K-domain-containing protein. Lineage: Eukaryota; Fungi; Ascomycota; Eurotiomycetes; Eurotiales; Aspergillaceae. Gene Ontology annotation, cellular component: elongator holoenzyme complex. The transcript has 14 exons. The coding region runs from base 1 to 4014 and encodes 1337 amino acids. The record is from RefSeq and is a predicted model, not a curated record. Gene Ontology annotation, biological process: fructose metabolic process; tRNA wobble uridine modification; fructose 2,6-bisphosphate metabolic process. Gene Ontology annotation, molecular function: ATP binding; protein binding; 6-phosphofructo-2-kinase activity.